This is a messenger RNA of Symbiodinium natans, 1512 nucleotides long. NCBI's taxonomy places the organism in Eukaryota, Dinophyceae, Suessiales, Symbiodiniaceae. The record is from the annotation of a GenBank genome assembly.
AUGUCUGAGUUGCACGGCGAACCCAACCCGGCGACUCUUGGGGAUGUCGAAGGGGCAGGGUUCCGCUUUGGGACCUACACGCGGGGUGAGCAACGAUCUCACAUUGGUGAUCGCCGCCAGUGUGCCGGCAAGACACGUUGCGAAGAUUAUGUUGGGCCUGCUCCAUGGGGCGAUGGAGCAUUCCGAGUGCUGUCGAGCGAGCGUCGCCACAGUUUCCGCAGACUGAGCACAGGCUCAACGUCCGAAGAUCUGGAGGCGGCCUUCAAUGCUCCGAAGCCGAGCUCGCGGAAGCCCAGCAAGGAAGCUGGGAAAGGAAGACCAGCUCCGGAAGCUCCGGCGGCGGAGGCCUUGGGGGCGCUGCUGCAAGCACUAGGUCAAGAAUGUGGCGAGACCGCUGUCAUGAAGCCCGAUAUCCACAAGACCGAAUGCGUUGUGGGAGGAAAAUGGCGAGUGGAGCUGUUGUACAUGUAUGCAGACUGCCCCACGGAAAAAACAGUCGAGAAGCCGGUGGAAGUGGUGGUGGAGAAGGAGGUCCCCUUCAUUGUGGAAGUGGAACGGUCUCGGGGACUCGAAGCAUCGACAGGCACACAGACCACGGCACUCUGGUGCGCAUAUUGUGGUGCUCCAGGUCACAGCAUUGCAGAGUGCCCACUUCUCCGGCUGCAGCAACAAAUCCGCCAGAUGGAGCUUGACAGCAAGAAACCCAAGCACCAAGACUGUCAGCUUUGCGGAGAUGCGGAGCAUUUGGCACCCAAUUGCCCAACACUGCGUCGACCAACCUGCUUCGAUGCAUGUGUCCAGACUGAUCCUCAGUGUCAGCUCUGCGACCGGGUAGGGCACUUGGCCAAGCAGUGCCCUAUGCUAGCUGCGUUGAUGCAGAAAUCGGAUGGAGCAACUGCCCGGAUUCGAGUCGGCGGCGGAUGGCUGAUUGCCCCACAGGUACCAGGUUUGGGGGAGCCUGGCCUGAAUGAGGCAGAAGCCAUCCAGGCACUUGCGGCAGCAAAUGCUGCUGGAUGUAUGACGAAGGAGGGGCAGGUGGUCUAUGCGAAGUCGCGUUCCCCGUCUCGACCACGGAGUGCUCCAAGCGGUGAGAGCCGCUCAGUGUCUCCGCGAAGCCAGAAGGCACAGACACCUUCUCCACAAAGGAGCCAGUCGCCACGGACCAAUCACCCAACCAGUGCACCCAAGGACCAAUCGAGAAUCCUUGCGGCUGGGCCUAUGGGCCCCGAAAGAUUCAAAGCCAUGGAGCAGGAGCGCGCUGCCUUGUCUGAGCGAAUUCGUGAAGGACAGGGGAAGGCGCCGGAUCAGCAGCGUGGAUUCUUGUACGGCACAUUUGUGCAGGGAGGACAUGACAAGCAUCGUUUCAGUUCAGACCGGGGCGCUCGCUCCAUGUACCGCGUUUACCGCAGCAGCGUCUCGCAGGACUCAGCGUUGGACCCUUCAGAGCUUCGAUCCGACAGCAAGGAUCCUAUCAAGUCAUGGUUGCUUAAAGCAAGUGUGCUGCUACGGUAA